GCAAGUAAACUGGUUGAUAAUUCGACGAGGUGUCUUUUGUCAAAAGGGAUAUAAAGAUGUGAAUAAACUCUUGCUACUAUCGAAUAGCGAAUUUCGGGCGUCAGUCUGCACCCGUGGGUAACAAAAGCGAAUAAAUAUAGCCUAGCAUGGCCUCAGCAUCUAGCACAAGUGCUCGAAGCCUGUUCGUUGAUUCCAAAAUGAGGUUAGCAGACCGGGUGCAAGUUAACGUCAAUAACAUAGCUUCGUUAGCGAGGCAAAUACAACGAGGAUCACGCAGUAGUGAGAUUUUAAUGCAUUCUUCGAGGAACUUUGCUCUACAAGAACAUGGAUUGGAGAAUUCAGAAGCAAAUUUGAAAAAGCUUCUCCUCAUCACGACUCACCUCGAAUUUCAACUAGAUGCUAUCGACAGGAGUUCCACAAAGCUGGAAGAAGUCACUGAACAAGUACGCGCCAUGCAAAGAUGAAGUAUUUCACCAUGGAAUUCAAACGUGCUUAAUUCAGAAAUCAUUAUAAUCUAUAGGUAGAGGGCAUAUUUCAUCAUUAGACCUAUAUAACUCUUCUUUGGGGCAAAUUCAAGCUGAGUCCAGCUAUAAUGUUCACAAAAAUGUGGCAAUUCAGUCUCUGAAUUGGUCAUUUGGGUGUGGAAUUACCAACUAAGUA
Molecule: messenger RNA, 660 nt
Organism: Diprion similis
Lineage: Eukaryota; Metazoa; Arthropoda; Insecta; Hymenoptera; Diprionidae
Gene: BORCS7
Product: BLOC-1-related complex subunit 7
Exons: 2
Coding region: 147-464 (105 amino acids)
Cellular component (GO): BORC complex
Source: RefSeq, a predicted model, not a curated record